This is a messenger RNA of Platichthys flesus (European flounder), 1975 nucleotides long. RefSeq names its product Scm like with four mbt domains 2 (gene sfmbt2). NCBI's taxonomy places the organism in Eukaryota, Metazoa, Chordata, Actinopteri, Pleuronectiformes, Pleuronectidae. Gene Ontology annotation, cellular component: nucleus. Gene Ontology annotation, molecular function: transcription corepressor activity; histone binding. The record is from RefSeq and is a predicted model, not a curated record. Gene Ontology annotation, biological process: regulation of DNA-templated transcription.
GAGACACUCACACUCUUUGUAGCCUCACAGUUCUGUAAACACGCUCGGCUCAAACAGCAGCCGGAGGAGCAGCGUCUGCUCAUGAGCUUGGAUUUGAUUUUUCUGCGUUCCAGAGAAUAUUGUUUGAUUCUUUCUCUUUUCCAACUUUUUGGCUCAAAAUCAAGGAAAUUGUUUCGUUUCUCUCCGGGACGCUGGUUUCAGAGUUGGGAGUGAACACAGGAUGUGGAGCUGCGUUCGGCGUGAUGGAGAACGUCUGCGUGACGGCAGCGUGCCUCCGUGUUAAUUGCCAGGUUGAUGAAAGUGGGUGGAAGUCGGGGGGGGGGGUGAGUCACAGGCGAUGUGACUGCAUGACCGAGGACGGCUGCCAGACGAGAGACAAACAAGGGGCGUCGAGGGAAGCGAGCGAUGCAGUGAGGAGGAGCUGAACCCCCUCAGGUCGGAAGCUGACACUCACCAGGAGGAGGAGGAGGAUGCAGUCCGGCGCUCAGGAGCAGCCGCUGGCGCUCACCUCCAUCAGGCCGUACAACUCCACCAAUGGGAAGGAAGAGGAGGUGAAUACAGAUGCUGAGUCCGUGGAGGAGGAGGAGGCGGAGUUUAACUGGGAGGAGUUCAUGGAGGAGACGGGGGCGAGCGCCGCCCCGCACACCACCUUCAAACAUGUGGAGAUCAGCCUCCAGAGCAGCUUCCAGCCCGGCAUGAAGCUGGAAGUGGCCAAUAAGAGCAGCCCGGACUCGUACUGGGUGGCCACCAUCAUCACCACGUGCGGCCAGUUGCUGCUGCUGCGCUUCAGCGGCUACGGCGACGACCGCAAGGCCGACUUCUGGUGCGACGUGAUGACGGCCGAGCUGCACCCGGUGGGCUGGUGCGCCCAGAACAACAAGACCCUCAUGCCCCCUGAAGAUAACAUUUACCUAAGAAAAGCCAUCAAGGAGAAAUACAGCGACUGGACGGAGUUCCUGGUUCAGGACCUGACGGGAUCCAGGACGGCGCCGGCCAACCUGCUGGAGGGGCCUCUGAGAGGGAAGAACACGGUGGACCUGAUCGUCGAAGGCUCCGUCUUGGAGCUUCAGGACGUCUCAGAUCCGUUCCUGUUCUGGCCCUUCAGAGUCGUGCAGAACGUCGGAGGGAGACUUCGCCUGCGCUGUGCCGGCCUCUCUGAAGACCAGCAGGCUCAGGACUCGUGGCUGUUCUACCUGGACGUCAGACUCCGGCCCCUCGGCUGGGCCCUGGAGAACCAGCUCGCCUUAGAACCGCCCACAGAGCUUCGGUCCCUGAAGAGCGCCCCCGACUGGCAGGAGGCUCUGGAGGAGGCGCGGCUCCUCGGACAGAAGAACCCGCUGCCGCUCGAGGUGUUCAAGGACCACGUGGACCUGCCCGAGCUGUCCUUCAGGACGGGGAUGAAGCUGGAGAUGGUGUCCCCGUGGGAGCAGCUCAGGAUCUGCCCCGUCUCCGUCACCAGGGUCUACGAUAAGAUCUACUUCCAGGUGACGCUGGACGAGCUCUCGGUGGACGUGAAGCCUCGCUCCGUGGUGUGUCACGCCCGCUCGCCCGGCAUCCUGCCCGUCCAGUGGUGUCUGAAGAACGGCGUGGUCCUGGAGAGGCCGCCCGGCUACGAGGGCCAGGACUUCGACUGGGCCGACUACCUGAAGCAGAGCGGGACGGAGGCGGCGCCCGACGCCUGCUUCCCUGAUACAUGGCAGAGCAGAGGAUUUACCAAGGACAUGUGGCUGGAGGCGGUCAACCCUCAGCGGCCAGUGGAGGUGUGUGUGGCUCAGAUCACACAGGUCAGAGGACGCCUGCUGUGGCUCCGACUGGAAGGUGUGACCAAGCCCCUGUCCGAGUGCAUCGUGGACGUGGAGUCCAUGGACAUCUUCCCCGUCGGCUGGUGUGAGGCCAACGUUUACCCCCUGACCCCCCCGCUCAGACCUGUCUGCCAGAAGCAGAAGAAGAUCGCAGUGGUUCAGCCAGAGAAACA